CACUUUGUGAUGAGACCAUAGAGACUCUGAAAAUGGCUCUCCAAAAACUUGCUGCGUCCAUUGUGUUGACCAUUCUCAUUUGCAAUGGUUGUCAGGCACAACAGCAGCCAAGGUGUGGUAAUGUAGCUAUAAAAACCCGGAUUGUUGGGGGCCAGGAUGCAUCUCCGGGCCGCUGGCCCUGGCAGGUCAGCAUACAGGGAGAUAAUGGUCACUUCUGUGGGGGAUCCCUGAUCACCGACCAGUGGGUGUUGACCGCGGCUCACUGCAUUAGAGGUGACAUCCUCAUGUCUAAAGUUCAUUUGGGUGCCUACAAUUUAUCGGACCCCAACCCCAAUGAAGUGACUCGGGGGAUUGUGCAAGCCUUCGUGCAUCCCGAUUACAACUCUCAGACUUACAACAAUGACAUCGCUCUGCUGAAGCUGUCGACUCGCGUCAAUUUCACAGACUACAUUCAGCCGGUGUGCCUAGCUUCACAUAACAGCACCUUUCUUGAGGGUACCAACAGCUGGGUCACUGGUUUUGGUAGCCUUGGCAAUGGGACCUACCCUGACAUCCUGCAGCAGGUUGAAGUACCGAUCAUAGGAAAUAACAAGUGCUCAUGCUACAAUCAAGGCGUUGUGCAAGAGGUCACAGAGAACAUGAUGUGUGCUGGCCUUGAUGAGGGAGGAAAGGACUCGUGUCAGGGAGACUCAGGAGGACCGCUGGUGAUGUACAACAGUCUUGCGUGGGUCCAAGGUGGGGUGGUGAGUUUUGGUUAUGGCUGCGCUGUUCCAAUGAAACCCGGAGUCUACGCUCGAGUGUCCAACUAUCAGAAGUGGAUCAACGACACAGUCACUGGCAUGAAACCGAGCUUUGCUGAUUUCAUCUCCGACGGGUUUGAUUUUGACUCGUUGUUCACCUGCUCUACCUACAUGCCUCCCACCACCACUGAUGGCAGCCUCUUUGGCAGUGAGAGGGAAGAAAAUGCACCGCGACCGGAGAGGAGUUUGAAAAUGGCUUUCCCAAAGCUGACUGGGUUUGUCCUGCUGACCCUUCUGCUGUACAGUGGUUGUCAGUCACAACCGUUUGAAUGUGGCCGUCUGGCGACCAACACUCGAAUUAUUGGGGGUUUAGAUGCAAAUCUUGGGACGUGGCCGUGGCAGGCAAGUUUGCAUCAGAAUGGUUUCUCUUUCUGUGGAGGAUCGCUGAUCAACAAUCAAUGGGUCCUGACCGCUGCACACUGUGUAACAUGGUAUGACCUUUUCAUCACAGAAGUCCAACUGGGUAUUGUAGAACUGGAUGUUACUAGCCCCCAUCGGGUGAACGUAAAACUUGCUCAAAUCAUCUGCCAUCCUGAGUACGACUCUCGGACAUUUAACAAUGACAUUUGUCUUCUGAGGCUUUCAAAGCCUGUCAAGUUCACCAAGUACAUCCAACCAAUCUGCUUACCUUCUGAAACCAGCGAUUUCCAUGACGGGGAUAAGGCCUGGGUUACUGGUUUUGGUGUGACUGGUAAGAAACGCACGACUGCAACCGGAUCAUCAUCCAACAAAUUGAAGGAGGUAGAUGUACCAAUUGUUGGAAGAAAGAGGUGUACAUGCUAUUAUAAAAGGUCUGCCUUAAUCACAGACAACAUGAUAUGUGCUGGAUAUUUUAGGGGAGGAAAGGACGCAUGUCAGGGAGACUCCGGGGGCCCACUAAUGAUAAAAAAGGGCGGCAACUGGAUCCAGGCUGGGAUUGUGAGCAUGGGUGAAGGCUGUGCCCUCCCACUGACACCUGGAGUCUACACUAGAGUGUCCAACUAUGAGAGUUGGAUCAAAGACAUGGUCACUGGCACGAAACCGCGCUUCCUCACCUUCACUCCCUCUGGCAGUGACAAGGAUUCAAGUUACUUCUGUAACCUCGAUGGUUUGGUUGACGAGAAAGCUUUGGCUGGUGGUGAAAACCUGAGUCCUUUCAAUCACUCAUUGGCGUUCUCCAUUCUCACAACAUGUCUCCAUGUAUUUUUUGGCAAAGAAUACAUUUAAAUAUACAGUGACUUCCUGAGUGCUCAAA
Messenger RNA from Poecilia latipinna (sailfin molly), 2034 nucleotides. Its product is annotated as transmembrane protease serine 9-like. Gene Ontology annotation, biological process: proteolysis. Gene Ontology annotation, molecular function: serine-type endopeptidase activity. Lineage: Eukaryota; Metazoa; Chordata; Actinopteri; Cyprinodontiformes; Poeciliidae. The record is from RefSeq and is a predicted model, not a curated record. Bases 33 to 2006 code for a protein of 657 amino acids. The transcript is spliced from 12 exons.